AUGACGACUGCCAAUAACACGGCGGAAGUUGUUAGAAUGGAAGAGAAGAUGGCAGCGCCAGAGAAAAACUUGACCUUUGCACUGCCAGAUCUUUCGGCACUUACGGAGGCCGAAAAACUCCAGGUCAUGGCAGUGAUGCAACGUGCCAAGGAAUUUGACACUGUAGAAGAACGAAAACGACGGCAACCUAUGGAGGGUCAGCUCUGUAAAUAUACAAAUGUGAUGAAAGGUUGGCAAUACCGAUGGUUCUCCCUUGAUCCUGACUCAGGAUCAUUAGAAUACUUUGAGAAAGAAGAACACAAGAAACAGAGGCCAAGGGGUGCCUUACAUUUAGCUGGUGCAGUCAUUAGUCCCUCUGAUGAAGACUCUCAAACAUUCACUGUACAUGCUGCUAAUGGAGAAUUGUAUCGAUUGAGAGCUGCAGAUGCACGUGGACGUCAACACUGGGUAGAUAAGUUACGAGCUACAGCCGAGUACCACACCGCCAACUUAGCUCAAAAUGCACCUGCCGUACAAACAAGGCAUGCCGAACUUAUAUCUUCAGCUAUCAGCAAUGACCAUGUGCCAUCAAUAAGGAAGUCUUCUGGGGAUUUAUCAGCCAACAACAGGAGACUUACUAAUUCUACAGAAUCAUUACCAACCAUAGUAACAAUGAGAUCACAAUAUAAAGUUCCUGUGGCUCAAACAGUUACUGUGGAUCCAUUCAAAGAAGUUAAGGAGUACUUAUUCCAGGCUAGUGAAUACUCCAACAACUUAAAAGAUAAAAUAGGUGAACUUCCCCAAUCUGGUCAGUAUAUCAAUGGAAUUGAUAAGGACCUACUACUUCUCAAAGCCACGUCUACUUCAACUGUAUAUUGUCUUCAAGAUUGCCUUAAUAUUCUUCAGAUGCGGCAGAAUGCCUUGAGUCGUAGUGCACCAAAUGCUUCAUCUUCAUCAUCAACUUGGUAUGACCAACAGCAUCCACAGCCAUUACAUCCAUCAGUGGGUAAACAGUCUUCCACAGAGCAGCAGCAACAACAAAGAGAAGUAAAUUCCGAACCAUCAACAGAACAACAGACACUUUCAGAACCAGAACAACAGCAACAAGCAGAAGUGCAAGAAGAACAGCAGCCAACAUCAACCCACAUCAAUCCUCACUCUGACUCAUUAACAGCAGAUGAACCAUCACCAUGUGAAAGUUAUACAUCUACAACAUCCCUGCCUUAUCCCAAUCCUGCUACUGCUGGUAUCAUGGACAAAUGUGAUGAGCCCAUUGAUCAUUCCAAAGAUGUUGAAGAUGAAGAGGAAUACAAAGACACAGAACUUGGUGCAGUUGAUGAGCACAAAAGUAUCAUAUUGCAUUUGUUGUCCCAACUCAAGUUGGGAAUGGACUUAACAAAGGUGGUUUUACCCACUUUUAUUUUGGAAAAGCGUUCAUUGUUGGAAAUGUUUGCUGACUGUAUGGCACAUCCACUGCUGUUUUUGUCAAUACCUGAGCUUGAAACUCCAGAACAAAGAAUGCUGGCAGUUGUUGAAUGGUAUCUAACAUCUUUCCAUGCAGGGAGGCAGGGAUCUGUGGCUAAAAAGCCUUACAAUCCUAUCAGAGGAGAAGCUUUCCACUGUUCCUGGCGUAUACCCAGACAAGAGACAUACCCUCCAUCACCAGAACACCCCAAAACAGAAAAUGGUGCAAAUGGUUGUACAGAUGACAACUGUUUGCUAACUUAUUGUGCUGAACAAGUUUCCCAUCAUCCACCAAUUUCAGCCUUUUAUUUUGAAUGCCCUGAAAAAGACAUUUAUAUGAAUGCAUCAAUAUGGACCAAAUCCAAAUUUAUGGGCAUGUCAAUUGGUGUUGUGAUGGUUGGUAAAAUUAGUUUAAAUUUGCUGAAGCAUGAUGAAGAAUAUGUAUUUGGUUUACCGAGUGCCUAUGCUAGAUCCAUCCUUACAGUCCCCUGGGUGGAGCUGGGUGACAAGAUCUAUAUUACCUGCCAAAAGUCUGGCUAUUCUGCUGCUAUAACAUUCCACACAAAGCCUUUCUAUGGUGGUAAGUUGCAUCGGGUAACAGCUGAGGUGAAAAAUAACAACACAGCCAAUAUUAUAUGCAAAGUACAAGGAGAAUGGAAUAGUUUCUUUGAGUUCACAUAUGAAAAUGGUGAAACAAAAGUUAUUGAUGUGAGCAACCUUGAAAUAAUGCGUAAAUCUGUCCGCCCAAUUUCUUCACAAGGAGAAUUUGAAUCUAGGAAACUGUGGCGUCAUGUCACUAAUGCUCUUAGGUUAGGAGAUGUGAAUAUUGCCACAGAACAUAAGAAAUUUUUGGAAGAUCGCCAAAGAGAAGGUGAACGACUGAGAAAGGAAACCAAUACAGCAUUUCCUACAAAAUUUUUUCACCAAGAUGGUGAGGACUGGGUCUACACAAAAAAGCGAGCAAUAAAUCUGCUCUUUUCAUCUCUUCCUCCUAUUCCUUGUCUUUCCCUUUUUCUCCUACCUCCUCAUUUACCUUUCUUCAAUCAAACCUUUAACUGUUUUCACUAUUGUCUUCACAUCUCUUCUUUUUUUUUUUCUCUCUACCUUUUUGUUUUUCCUCUCACUUCCUAUUUAUUUUCUUCCUUUAUUUGCACCCUCUUCCUUCUCUCCUACUUAAUAAUACAAACUUUAAAAUUGAUCCUCUUCUUCCAUCUUUUUUUCUUGUAUUACGGCUUUUCUUUUUCAUUUUUUUUUUCUAUCUACUCUCUUCCCUUUUAUUUUUCCUUCUUCUUUCUUCCCAGUUUCCAUAUUUCUCAUACCUUUUUCAACAAUAACUAA
Messenger RNA from Acanthosepion pharaonis, 2781 nucleotides. Lineage: Eukaryota; Metazoa; Mollusca; Cephalopoda; Sepiida; Sepiidae. The record is from the annotation of a GenBank genome assembly.